Messenger RNA from Acaulospora morrowiae, 1899 nucleotides. NCBI's taxonomy places the organism in Eukaryota, Fungi, Glomeromycota, Glomeromycetes, Diversisporales, Acaulosporaceae. The record is from the annotation of a GenBank genome assembly.
AUGUCGUCGAAUGAUUCAAUCAGUUUCUUUGACGAACUUAAGCCUUUCUUGGAAAAUGUGAUUACGAAACCGGAGAGUUUCAUAACUACAGAUCAAAGUCUUUCCCUGGAGGCUCUGAAAAUUACUAAAAAGUUAUAUGAUUUAGGUAAAAAUGAAGAACAGAAAGAACCUUUGCAAUGGGAAGACAUAACACAUUACAAUGCAGUUGAAGAAUUGAAAAUUGAAAAAUUGAACAACGAGCAAAUUUGGGAUGAACUUUGCAUGCAAAAUGAACCGUUCUUAGAAUACGUCAAAGAGCAACUGGAUGAUCUAGACGAACUAAUUGGUGGAAGCGAACAGCACGAAGACGAUGAAGAAAAUAAUCGAGGCAGUGAUUCAAACCUUAGCGAAGCCGCUGAAAUUGAUGACAAUGUUUCCGAGGUCAGCAGCGAGGAAAUUGAACCUUUAGAUGAGGAAGGUGAAAAAGACGACGAUAAACAUAUGGAUGAUGAAUUGACCGAAGGUGAUAAUGAUACCGAAGAAGAAAUCACGAAUUUUCACCCUGAACUUGAUGACGAAUUUUUUAACUUGGCUGAAUUCAAUAAAACCACCGAGAACGAACGAUCUUUUGAAAGAAUCCCACCUAAAUGUGGUUUUCUGAAAUUUUCUUUGUUGUGUAAGAAACCUGAGAUUCUUAAUCGAAUAGAUCCUGAUGAAUUGGCUGAGGAGGAUGAGAUAGAUGGCGCAAUAAUGUAUAAGCAGUUCUUUGACCCUCCACCAAAGAAGAAGAAUCGUAAAUCCAAUAGAAAAGAUAACAUUUUACAUGACGAAUCGAUUGGGACAAAGGUUAAUUUCGAUUCUGAAAAAAAUCGUGAGGGAGAGCGUUUGACACAUAUCGUACAAGAUCUGUUUGCUCAGGAUGAAAGCGAUGACGAAGAUGGGGAAAACAAAAAAUCUGCAUUCGAAAAGAAACAAGAGAAGAUAAAAAAACAAAUCGAAAGGUUGGAGAUGGAAAAUGUGGCAGAAAAGGAUUGGACACUUAUUGGAGAGGCGUCAAGUAAAGAUAGACCUCUGAAUAGUCUGUUGGAAGAGGAUCUGGAAUUUGAUCAUAUUGCCAAGCCCGUUCCCGUUAUAACCGAAGAGGUUACAGAAAAACUUGAAGACAUGAUAAAAAGGAGAAUUUUGGAUGAAACAUUUGACGACGUGGAACGCAAACGUGACCCCAAUUUUAGGCCUUUCCUACCUUCAAAACUGGUUGAAGUAUCGACCGAAAAGUCAAACAAGUCACUGGCUGAAAUUUAUGAAGAAGAUUACUUUAAACAAACCUCUAAAGACCUGCCUAAUGAAAAAGACGACGCACUAAGUAAAGAACAUCAAGAGAUUGAAAAAGGUUUCAAAGAAUUGUGUUAUAAAUUGGAUGCUUUGAGCAACUUUCAUUAUACACCGAAGCCGCCUAAGCCUGAAAUUACCGUUAUUACCGAUGUACCAGCCAUCGCUAUGGAAGAUGUAAUACCCGUCAGCGUUAGCGAUGCAACACUGUUAGCGCCCGAAGAAGUAUAUGAUAAGAAAAAACGGGAGGUCAAGGGUGAAACCGAAAUGGAUUCCAGUGAGAAGAAACGAGUACGUGCAGAAAAAAAGCGAAUAAAAAAGAAAGAGAAGGCCUUGAAGGAACGCGAGAAGAAAGUAAUCGAGAGGUACAUGCACCCACUGAUUAUCCGUUACACAUCUGCAUUGUUUUUAACCGUAUUACCAUUUGUCAGGAUGAAUCCUGGGAUGGGGAACAAGUAUGCCAAAAAGAAAAUCCUAGACACUUUGAUCGGACAAAAGAACGUGACGAUUAUCGACAAGGACGGCACGCAGAAGUCCACCGUAAAGAAAGGCCGAGAAAUCGAUAUACGUUCUACGAAUCUAAAAUUGUAA